Molecule: messenger RNA, 3350 nt
Organism: Branchiostoma belcheri (Belcher's lancelet)
Lineage: Eukaryota; Metazoa; Chordata; Leptocardii; Amphioxiformes; Branchiostomatidae
Product: death-associated protein kinase 1-like
Exons: 14
Coding region: 796-3270 (824 amino acids)
Biological process (GO): regulation of apoptotic process
Molecular function (GO): protein binding
Source: RefSeq, a predicted model, not a curated record
UUUAAUAAAAGGGGGUGGGGAAACAGGUGGUUAAAAUAGCAUCAUGACGAGAAAAAAAUACCGCGCACAGGCACAGCGCGAGACAGGUUGAUUAGCCAAUCAUUGCGUGAUACCGAGUGCCAUGAUCACGUGACACAAAAGUUCGGUCACAAGAUGUCGAUGAAAGUUUCAACUGGUUGGUCCGUUAUUUCGGUUACAUGUUAAAGUCCAUCUUAACGGACUUGGGCACUGCCACCGCGGCACUUUGCACACCUGUCCGGCGGACGGCCUUUCAAAACGCAGCUUCUGUCACUGUACAGCACAAUAUUCCCCCCAGUACUGUGUCAUGUACUUUUGUGGCUAUUAACGCGUGUCUUGGACGGUUCCUUUGAGACUUACAACGCGUGUCCUCCGUCGCUCCUUGUUCAAGUCGGAAAACUCCGCAGCCAUUUUGAACGCACACUGCUACAUGUACAUGUAGGUACAUAACGGACAUAUAUCUGUGUCGCCGCUCUUCCUGCUGCAACUGCCACUUUAUAUAUUGAAUAAAAAGAUAAACCUACGAUGAAAUUACUACGAGGCUUGCAUCAAAGUCAGGCAUAAACAGAACGGGCAUCGGGUUGAAACCGAUUGACGACGAUUGACGCCUCUCUUGUAUGAGCAUUAAGGGAUCACUACAGCUAUGAGAACUGCCCAGGCAGGACUUUGACUGGAGUAUAACUCACCAAGGAGGUCAAAAUCAAGCCAAACUCCUUGAUAUGACAACUGUGACUUUCCGACUGUGCGACCAAAUAUAAAACAGCAAAAGAUCCGGCCAUGGACAAGGAGCAGUUCUUCCAGGCUGUAAGGGAUGGAGAUGUAGAGACUGUGAGGAGGGGUCUGGAGGAAGGGGUGGACGUCAACAUGAGGUUACCACAAACUACCUCUUUCCUCGGCUGGUACGGAGACACAGCUUUGCAUGUAGCGUGUAGAGGGGGUCAUGAUGAGGUUGUGGAGCUGCUCAUUAAGAACCAGGCUGAUCUCAACGUGACUAACCAGAACGGAGACACAGGUCUGCAUGUAGCAUGUAGAGUGGAUUAUGAUAAGGUUGUGGAGCUGCUUAUCAGGAAUCGAGCUGAUCUUCUGAUGACUAACAAGAAAGGAGACACAGGUCUGCAUGUAGCGUGUAGAAGGGGUAAUGUCAAACUUGUGCAGCUGCUCAUUAAGAACCAGGCUGAUCCCAACGUGACUAACAAGACCGGAGACACAGGUCUGCAUGUAGCGUGUAGAGAACGCCAUGGCAAGGUUGUGGAGCUGCUUAUCAGGAACCGAGCUGAUCUUCUGAUCACCAACAAGGACAACAAACGCCCAGUCGACGAUGCCACACGACUGCUCGAAAGUACAAGAUUAUUGGUAGAAACAGAAACGCGGAAGCAGGCAGAGUACGGCGAGCUGGUCUCCUCUCUGGGUUCUGAAGAAGAAACAACAGUCAAGCUGUUUCUCUCUGGAGACGGGCAGGUCGGCAAAACAUCCUUAAGGGCCAUUCUAGAAAAGACCGGUUUCUUCCCGGCCGUUCUGUGGAACAUCCGAAUGAUGUUCAGAAAGGAAGAGUUCAACCCCACCCCAGGAGUGCACGUGUCACGUAAACACGUGAAGGGGAUCGGGAGACUGAGUCUGCAUGACUUCGCAGGACAGGCGCAGUUCUACGUCACACACGCCAUGCUGCUCCGUACAACAAACGCCAUCUUCCCGGUCGUCUAUAAAAUCACAGAUGGGGAGGAGGAACAGGAACGUCAGGUCCAUGGUUGGCUAAGUUUCAUCAACUGCAGUAACCCAGAUCCCACCAACAUGCCCCGGAUCGUCUUGAUCGCCAGCCAUGCUGACAAGCUACAAGAUAAGACAGCAGGUCAACGCCGCGCCGAGGCCAUGGUAGAACACUACAGAGAGCUGUUCGAGGGGGCACUGGUGGUGUCACCGGAGGUGUUCCUGAUGAACUGCCUGGAAGCCGGGUCAGCUGACAUCAGACGACUGCGAGACGUGCUUGCUGCUUUCAAGGAAGAAAUGUUGGAGGACCGACAGGCAGUUCCAAAGGUCUGUGUGCAGCUGAUGUCCAACCUGUCACGCUGGAGGAAGAAGAGGCAGACGUUCCCGGUAUUGCAGUGGAAGGAGUAUCUGGCAAUUGUUCGACAAGAUACACCCGUCAGCCUAGCAGAGAGAACUGUACAGCUCGCGUCAUCAUACCUGCAUGAUAUUGGAGAGAUUAUCUACCUUCGCCGCGAUGCCACUGCUGUGGUAGUUUUGUCCCCCCAAUGGUUGUACACGUCAGUCUUUGGAAUUCUCCUGGCUCCUGACAACUUCCCCAUCGACAACAUCAAGCGAACUGCUCAAGAUCACGUCACCUAUGGGGAACUCAAGCGAGUCUUCGGCACUGUUGCCGACAUCCCUCUGCUCAUCAAGCUGCUGCAGGACUUUCAGCUAUGCCACACGUUCGACGGUCACACCUUCAUCCUCCCCAGCCUGCUGCAACAGGAGAUAGACGAGAGGGCGUGGUCUCCUGUGUCCGGCAAGGCUGUCUACUUCGGGAUGCAGAUCCGCUGCCGCACGGAGAUCGACAGCUUCUCGUGCGACCUGUUCCCCCGGCUGCAGACGCUGCUGAUGCAGGCACACCCAGACAAGCUCGACAAACCUCUACUGUGGAAGGACAGCGCCAAAUGUACCGACGGGAAGGCCGAGGCCCUGCUGCAGAUCUCACAAGACAAGAAGCGGCUCAACAUCUUCGUCAGGAGCAACGAUGGCGACAGGGAGGACUGCAACUCCAUCAUGGACCUCCUGACAGACAUGGCAUACAAACUCCUGCACGAGACCAGCCCAGGAGCCAGGUCACAAGACAUGGUGCUCAGCGCCCUGGACCUCCGGGAACACAGUCCGCAGCCUCACGCCUACAGCAGGGAAGAGGUGGAGAAAGCAGCGGCAAAGGGCGAGAACGUCGUCCAUCCUCAGAGGAAAGUCCCGGAAAAGGUCAAGGACCUCCUGUUGCACCUCGGAAACCUGAAAGGUAUGCUGGGAAGAGUAGCCCGGAAGCGUGUCAAGCUGGUGGAGACCCUGCGUCACAUCAGCCCCGUCCUGGUCCACCUUCGCGCAGAUGACGUCAUCAGCCUGGAGGAGAACGACCGCAUCCGGGCUGCCAGGACUCCCCAGGAUGCAGCGCGCGAGUUGCUGAACAUUCUAGAGGCCAAAGGUGAACAGGCAUGCACCGGGUUUCACAUGGCUUUGGAACAAGUUGACCUGUAUGCUGCAAGCCUCUUAGAUUAGAAAGAAAUGCAUGCGAAAGAGGCAACAGCUAAUCUCCAAGCAGAUCCAUUGGCAAGGCAGCAUCCAUUGGCCAGAGCUAG